Molecule: messenger RNA, 1896 nt
Organism: Macroventuria anomochaeta
Lineage: Eukaryota; Fungi; Ascomycota; Dothideomycetes; Pleosporales; Didymellaceae
Exons: 1
Coding region: 1-1896 (631 amino acids)
Source: RefSeq, a predicted model, not a curated record
AUGUCGGUCAAGCAACCCAACACGAUGUCACGCAUUCUGAAACUUCUGAAAAGCAAGAGUGAGCCCGGUCUGAAGGGCAGAACUAUCAAGAAAGCUGCUCCUGGAGUACAGAUCGGUGACAGCCAGUCCUUACACAGCGGGCCAGAUCUCGGUACGAAAGACGAGGGCGUUACCUUCCCAUAUGAGUACUAUAAGCCUCGCCCUACACCCAAAAGCUUCGUCGUAGGGGAAGUCCGCAAGAUGUCGAAUAACGGCAGUUCACCUGACUCCCCCAGAAGCCAAGGUAAAAGAACCAAUCAGGAUGUAGCGACAACUUCCAACCCCGAUUUUGCUCCAAGAAACACGGGUGAUCGGCCUAAUGGAUCCAACAGCUCGCCAACACCUUCGCCCAAGUCAACAUCCUCUGAUGAAUCGAAAGCAAAUCAAUCCUCGUUGCGAACGAGCAGACAUAGUGAACGGCCGCGCAUGAACGGCGUACAUGAAGAACGAUAUUCACAUCCUACUGUUAAUCUACUUCUUGGCCAGCAAGACUCUAACUCACCGUACUUCACGCGCCGUUACUUCAGCUUCCUAGACCUCACUCACGCGGAUAGCACAUCACAGAUAUCUAACGACGCACCGCAGCACCUCUCUGAGCUCGACCCACAAGCUUUUGAUCUGUAUAAGAUCUACCUGCACAUCGGCAAGAUUGUGUUCAAGUACUCAGAGAAUGUUAAAACAGAGCAUACAUGGAUUGCGUGCUGGCCACUCAUGAACGCGCAAAUAUUGGGCUGUAUCAUCGAAGAGCCCGACUUUACCGAUAGAGUGAUGGAUGCACUGGCCGAGAAGCUUACGCCAGGUAUCUGCCCGGAUGUUGAAACCAUUCAGCAUCUAUUCGAUGACAACAGACAGAGCAUUUCUGAGGAGCUGAAGCGAUUCGUCGUCGACCGCUUUGUCGACACUCAACAGCAGUCACACAGUCUCCUUGGGACCGCAACAUACCCAGUGUCGUUCAAACAACUCGCUCUCCAAACCGCGUUACACCGUCUGUCCGGCAGUUCCAGCUCUCCAGCAAAGCCAGGCUGUCACUAUCACGUUCAUGGUACCAGUGAAGCUUGCUACAAGACAAGGCUAACUGCGGUCGACACAUUGAAAGAACGGCGGCUUGCCGAAGCUCGCGAGUCGUCUGCCAGGGACGCAGAGAUAGUCGCAGCAAACAUCAUGCACAACGGUGUCAAAAGUGUUGACUGGGAGAAACGCAGGGCGGAUGCAAAUCGAGCUUUGAGGAUCGAGACCGGAAGAACAUGGAUGGGGUUUAGGAGAUUGGAAGGUGGGAAGCCCAUGGAGGAUCCAGUCAACACAGCAAAGCCGAUUCCUAACCAGAUCAAUGGCGAGACAACAUACAAGUACGAUUCAGACUGCUUGUCAAACGAUCAUGGAAAGGUCCCAUUGAUGAACGGAACGAUGUCAACCUUCGAUCUCACCAGGACGCCGAGCAACUCACCUGUGCUGCAGAACGGAGAUCACGGUGUUAGUCAUACUGCGACUACUGUCUCAGUCAUGCAAGCUAAUGGCGAGUUGCUGCGUUCGGCGACUACUGACUCUUACACGAAGUCGCCUGGUCAUGAUUUGCGCGGCUUUCCUCCGGCAGAGCUCGAGGGCAGCAGCGUGAAGGUUGCCCCUUGUCUGAUGAACAUCACAUCGGCAUACGAACGUGGUGUCAACCGAGUACCAAAUAUUGGAGGUCAAACCUCGUCGAACUUGGUGGUGAACGGCGCGAGUCACACUGAUGCGAACACAUCCACCUCGAGCGGCAGCACAUCAGCGUCAGACCGCCCCGUCGAGCAGCUAGGCACAAAGUACGAGAGGUGGGUGAAGUGUCCUGGAGCGUAUCCAGAAUCCAAUUUGGACUCGUGA